Messenger RNA from Ixodes scapularis (black-legged tick), 3759 nucleotides. RefSeq lists its product as uncharacterized. The record is from RefSeq and is a predicted model, not a curated record. The coding region runs from base 126 to 1814 and encodes 562 amino acids. The transcript has 14 exons. Gene Ontology annotation, molecular function: metalloendopeptidase activity; protein binding. Gene Ontology annotation, cellular component: extracellular matrix. Lineage: Eukaryota; Metazoa; Arthropoda; Arachnida; Ixodida; Ixodidae. Gene Ontology annotation, biological process: extracellular matrix organization.
GGGUUUUUUUUUUUUUCCAGAGGGGACGCUAUAGAAACUAUGUUAUUUUUUGUUUACGCAGGAGGGAUGAAGCAUCCUUUGUUGCUGUCACGGUUCAUGAUUGUCCGGUUCCUUUCUCAGGAGCAAUGAAGGCGCUUUCUCCAUUCCCUCGGCCCGUUUCCUGGCUUGCCCUCUAUCACCUACUUUCUCAGGUUUCCUUCGCCGUGCCUUCCUCGUCGUCGCGGUGGUCCGAGUGGAGCCCCUGGUCAUCCUGCAGUCGGACCUGUGGUGGUGGCGUGGCGUUCAGGUCUCGGACGUGCGAGAUCAGUGGGCUGAUGAUCGACUCCCAGUUGAGCGACGAGAGCAAAACAAAAAGAACGUACUACUCGUGGGGCGACCACAGGUUAGAGUGCAUUGGAGAGAAUGGGCAGCACAAACUCUGCAACGUGGAGGAGUGCCCUCCUGGCAGCAGUGGUUACACGGACCAGCAGUGCUCGGCUUUUAACGAUCGCCUCGUCGCCGGUCGUCGUUCUGUCAAGUGGCUCGCCGUCGAGGAACACCCACAGAGUCGAAAUCCCUGCGAGCUGCGGUGCCGGUCGCAUGAUUCAACGAUGACCCUGAGCUUCGGCAAGAUGGCAAACGGCACUCGUUGCGGCCAGUCUAGCGUCUGUAUCAACGGACGCUGCGUUGUAGUUGGCUGUGACGGCCUGGUCGGAUCGACGGUGCGAGCCGACAUGUGCGGAGUCUGUGGUGGCCGGAAUUUCUCCUGCGUUCAGGUGCAACAGAUGUAUUCUUCGAAGAAAGGCGAACUCUUCAAUCUCACCGCUGUGACCGUGAUUCCCAGUGGUGCCACCAGCAUCUACAUUGAGGAACACACCUUGAACACGCUUUCACUCUGGGACCGAUGGCCCUAUCCCGCGGGUACCAACAAGACCGCUGUCCCGGUUCAGCAAAAGGCCCGGACAAGUCCCGAGGAUGUUAUCUCAGCUGGAGGCGCGCUGUUCGUGCACAAGACGCAGCUCAACGGAAGCGAGACUCUAUCCUCGAAAGGCGCCACGAGGUCGCCGGUCACGCUUGCUGUAUACCUGGUCGAAAAGGGCAGCCCAAACAUCCGGUACGAGUACUGGAUCCCUAAGGAGGGCGGUGGUCACCGCGACGUCACCACUGACCUCACCAAUACCGAUGUCGCCGUACUCCGGGAUGGUGACGUGGCAAGGACCCGCCCGCCGUCCAGUGAAUUCUUCCGAAGGGCGCAGUUGUCGGUGUCCUCACCUAGCGACAACCGAAUACCGCUCUCCGUCUACCAGCCCGGACGGUAUGCCGAGGCUUUGCCGUCACGGCCAGGAAAUGACGUCAUUGAGGUCCCGGACAGAAAGGACUUCGGCGGUGGCACAUUCCAUGGCAAUGAAGAAACGAAACGCAGAACGAAGAAGGUGAAACCAAAGAAAGGUCGCUGUCCAAUCUGUCACCGGGCCAGAAACCAAAGAAGGCACUUCUGCAAGAGCGACAUUGUGGUUCAUGCCCUAGUGCUCUCCUUCGAGCGCCUCGACGGAUCUCUGCGCUACGACGUCAUAAUAUCAGAGUCCUACCGUAACCUGCUGGACCUCCAGCAGCGGGAGUUCUUCUGGGUCCCGGACGCCAGAUGCCCGUGUCCCAAACUCCGGGUGGGUCGCGAAUACGUCAUCACCGCGCAGGCGCACAACGACCUCCUCAACAAGGAAUCCAAGUUCGUCGUGGACAGCACGUGCUUUGUGCGCCGAUUCACGGAACGGAGACGCAAGCAACUCGAAAGGCUGCGUGAGACACAGUCCAGGCGCUGCAAUGUGACGACUUAGCGGCAGUGUUCGGUUGCUCGAACCCUGCGACCCAGAGUUCGUAAUCACGUGGCGGGUGCAGACCGUGAAUUGUGAUGACAUGUGGUCGUUUUCGCCUGAGCAGGGUUGUGACACCACGGUACGUGGUUUGCGGGAACAGAGCAAACGAUAAAGCCCACAUCGUUGCUUCGAGGCAUCUUGUGAAGUAAGGAACGUCAUCUGGUGCCGUCUAGUGAAGACAACGCCGCCAUAUUGAGAAGGAACAGGCGUGGUCUUGACGCGGUGCCACCUCGAGCAGAAACUGCUGUCAUCUCGUUAAAGUAUUUGACUCACCUCGAGAGCUAGUCGGUGCAGCCUGUCAUGUUGUCCUCUUCUACCCUGUGGGCUAGUACUUUCAUUGUCGCCAAACUAGCGAGGCUAACUUGUUGUCGCCUUGCGGUCUCUAUCCCACCACCUUCUGAACAGUCAUCUCUUUUCUGAUCGACGUCUCAUUGUGUCUGGGCAGCUACCAUCUUCUCAAACAUUCAAUGCCAGCUUGGAGUACGCGGCAGUUUCUUCUGAACGAACCAGCUUCUCUUCAGUGUAUAAAAUUUGUAUACGCCUCAACUUGAGACGUCUUGCAAUGGACAAUCAAGUGUCGUGCGAAUGUUGUGCAACGCAUGUCAUGUACACUUCAUUUGCGGAAAGUGAUUUGCAGACGGCAUCCGUGUCCCACCGUCUUGUUUUUUCGUGGUGGGAAAAUUCAAAUACGCGCGAGCUUUUCUCCCAGCUAAAUUAUAUUGACGGAUCAUGGUUCCGAACUGGCUUGCUGAUACCAGCUUUUAAGUUUGCCACGUCCCCAACGCUGUUCAACUAAUCGUUUCUUGUGACAAAAGAAGCAAAACAAGCAUGUUAAACUUUCACUUUCAUUGGUACUUACUACUUUGUGAAUAAACGUGUUGCUGUUAUGGUAGUUAGCAAGGCGAAAAAGGACCGAACGUUUUGAGAUGCAUUGGUUCACGCAUGAUUAUCGAUGUGCCUACUACUAGGCAAAUUAUAUCAAGAUCUCGACUACGUUCACGUGUCUUGAUGCUACGGGGGUAACCAGGAAAUUGUCAUGCGGAUUUUGUGGCAAAACGCUGCCUGUCGCCAUUCGCUAUCGUCAAACAUUUCAGUGUAGUCAAAUAUCUUUGUUCAACUUUACACACGUUGAGUGAGGAGACUGCUUUGUUUCGGUGCCUAAUUCAUUCUAGAGUCUCGUAGGAAUCCUAUUAAGAAAAAUGCGAUACUAUGUUCAUGUCGACAUGACAGUUGCUUAGAUAGCAGUGAAUGCCAUUUAUGCUUGUGCGUUUGAAUUGUCGUAAAAAAGCGCAUACAGAAUGCAAUCCUUUCGAAGUUUAUUUCUGCCCAUGUUGGAAUUGCAAGAGCGCAGCAUUUUUCGAUCAUUUCGUCGAAUGUUCUCUUGACGCUUUGCGGCACUAAGAAAACUCGAACGUGCCGUUUUAAAGUCGGGGUUAUGCUGCAUGCUGUCUUCCUAAACCUUCAUUGUGCACCGCUAAAAAAAACGUAAUUCAUAAAUCGAAAAAGAGUAAAAAGUCAGCGAGGAUUAUGCCUACGCCCAAUUCGCAGCUGCUUUAAGCUCCUCGGCCAUCUUGAUGGCGUUUUUUUCCGCAUCAGUUUAACAACUUUUUAUACAUUUGAAACACCGCCGCUAUACUUUACUUUUUUUACUUUCAAAAGUAUGUGCGUGCUUGACCUUGGGUAGCUGGACGGGAAGAGAAAUUUUGAUAUACCUCUCGCAUUUUCUACACUUGUUGAUCCCCGGUGGCUUUCUUCGGCUAGUGCAUCCGUGCGUCUGACUGUAUUUGUGUACAUAAAACGGCACGUGUUCUUGUACAAAGCACAGAUGUGUGUCAUCCGCGAAGAGCCUCUUUUUUUCUUUUUUUUUUUGGCAAAGCAAUACAAUUAUUUGUUGUUCGUUCUCGGA